GCCCACACUACCAACGCUCUGAUUGUAGUGAACAUAUUCCUUUCAAUUUGCUUGAAGAUGUGGGUCUUAUCAUGCGCCUCCCCUGCUUAUCCUACUCGCUCUCUUCGAGCUUCAAGACCCAUAGCUACCGUUCGUUCAAGCUCUCGAGGCUCAGUCUCCUUCAGUACUCAUCAUCAUCAUCAUCAUUAUCAGGACCCUCCCUUUGUUCCAGAGGUUGUGAAAGCAGUAGACUCUUUGUAUUCAGAGUUCAGAGCUGUGGAUAAUUUGGUGGCAUGCAACACCGCACGCGUUCUAAAAGCUUUCCAGAAUGCUCGAGUUGGAUCUCAUCACUUUGGCGGAUGCACUGGCUAUGGCCAUGACGAAGCUGGGGGGCGUGAAGCACUUGAUCAAGCUUUUGCAGAAAUUGUUGGAGCUGAAUCUGCUAUAGUUCGUUCACAGUUUUUUUCAGGUACUCAUGCGAUCACCUGUGCUUUGUUCGCUUUUUUAAGGCCAGAGGAUGAGCUUUUGGCAGUUGCUGGUGCUCCCUAUGAUACGUUAGAGGAAGUUAUCGGAAAGAGGGACUCCCAUGGACUGGGGUCCCUGAAAGAUUUUGGAGUGAACUACCGAGAAGUUCCACUUGCUGAGGAUGGUGGACUUAACUGGGACGCACUUGUGGGUGCUGUGAAAACUCAAACAAGAUGUGCACUCAUACAGAGGUCAUGUGGUUAUUCAUGGCGUCGUAGCUUAAGUGUAAAUGAGAUAGGCAGGGCAAUCGAGAUGAUUAAGAUGCAGAAUCCUAAUUGCUUGGUCAUGGUGGAUAAUUGCUAUGGUGAAUUUGUGGAAAGCAUUGAACCUCCAUUGGUGGGUGCAGAUUUGAUUGCAGGGAGUUUGAUAAAAAAUCCUGGUGGAACCAUCGCACCAUGCGGUGGAUAUGUUGCAGGGAAGGAAAGAUGGGUAAAAGCAGCUGCUGCUCGCCUCUCUGCACCAGGGCUUGGGGUUGAUUGUGGCUCUACUCCUGGUGAUAUUAUGCGAGCUUUUUUCCAGGGGUUGUUCCUUUCACCUCAAAUGGUUGGCGAGGCAAUCAAGGGAACCUUUCUGAUUGCUGAAGUUAUGGCAUCUAAAGGGUAUAAGGUGCAGCCACUUCCUCGUGUCCAACGCCAUGAUGUAGUGCAGGCUGUGCAGCUUGGGAGCCGUGAGCGUCUUCUUGCCUUUUGCGAGGCUGUUCAGAGAAGCUCCCCAGUUGGCUCGUAUACUAAACCAGUCGCUGGUACAACUCCUGGAUAUGCAUCAGAGGUGAUCUUUGCCGAUGGAACCUUCAUUGAUGGGAGUACCAGUGAGCUCUCAUGUGAUGGACCACUAAGAGAGCCAUUUGCUGUAUACUGCCAGGGUGGCACCCAUUGGACCCAAUGGGGACUAGUUCUUGGAGAGGUUCUCAAAUCCAUAUAAGCCAAAAUCAAUUUUGGGUCAUGAGGACACAAGUUUUCACAAUGAUAAUCUUCUGGGGACUCAAAAACUGCUAGAGAGCAGAUGGGGAUGAUUUAAAAUAUGGUCUGAAAGAUGAAAAGAAAAGAAAAGCAAAAAGGUAGGAUGAACUGAAUUGCUCAAGGGAUAAGCAUCUUUCUUGUCAACAUCCAUUGUACAAAGUAAAGAGUCCAUCAUGAAGGCCAUACAUGGUCCAUUCCAUAAGCAACGUGAAUAUAUGCUGCCAUUUUAUGGGUAUUUCUCGAACAAUGAGCACGAUGGAGCUGUUGCUGGGUUUUCAUUUUCAGGCCAUCCAUGACACAGCACGAUAGAUUCUUCAAAGAUUUCUAUAUCAACUUCUUGUGUAGUUUGAAGAAGAAAUGAAUGAAUUUAAUCACAGUUACGAUUUUGAUCUCUUUUAAGGUUUACUAGAAAUCAGGUCGCUUGAUUGGAAUUACAAGAUCCCAGUGAGAUUAUAAACCCAGAGAAUGAUCGAAAAAAAAUUUCUUCGUUGUUGCAUUGUUUGUGGGGCUUGUAUUUAAUGGCUGUCGCUUUAAUAACAUUAAAGCAUUUAGGAUUAUAUCUAUUUCAAUUGAAAUGGAGGUGAUUUAUUUAA
This is a messenger RNA of Corylus avellana, 2056 nucleotides long. RefSeq lists its product as uncharacterized. The record is from RefSeq and is a predicted model, not a curated record. NCBI's taxonomy places the organism in Eukaryota, Viridiplantae, Streptophyta, Magnoliopsida, Fagales, Betulaceae.